CCUCCGCUAUCUGAAGAGUGAUGGAAAGAUUCAUCUGGUGGUGUUCAACAACUUGCAGCUGGCUGAUGGAAGACGACACAGGCUCCUCCUGAAACUGAGCGGGCUGCAGCGAGGGGCUGGCUCUGUGGAGCUCUACCUUGACUGCAUCCAAGUGGAUUCCAUCUACAAUCUCCCCAAAGCCUUUGCUGGCCUCUCCCAGAGUCCUGAGUCCAUUGAACUGAGGACUUUCCAGAGGAAGCCGCAGGACUUCCUGGAAGAGCUGAAGCUGGUGGUGAGAGGCUCGCUGUUCCAGGUGGCUAGCCUGCAAGACUGCUUCCUGCAACAGAGUGAGCCGCUGGCUGCCACGAGCACAGGGGACUUUAACCGGCAGUUCUUGGGUCAAAUGUCACAAUUGAACCAACUACUGGGAGAGGUGAAGGACCUUCUGAGACAGCAGGUCAAGGAAACAUCAUUUUUGCGAAACACCAUAGCUGAAUGCCAGGCUUGUGGUCCUCUCAGGUUUCAAUCUCCAACUCCAAGCACACUGGUGCCCCCAGCACCCCCGGCACCCCCAACACGUCCACCACGCCGGUGUGACUCCAACCCGUGUUUUCGAGGUGUCCAAUGUAUUGACACCAGAGAUGGUUUCCAGUGUGGGCCCUGCCCCGAGGGCUACACAGGAAAUGGAAUCACCUGUUCUGAUGUUGAUGAGUGCAAAUACCAUCCCUGUUACCUGGGUGUGCGCUGCGUGAACUUGUCUCCUGGCUUCAGAUGUGAUGCCUGCCCAGUGGGCUUCACAGGGCCCAUGGUACAGGGUGUUGGGAUCAGUUUUGCCAAGUCAAACAAGCAGGUCUGCACUGAUAUUGACGAGUGUAGAAACGGUGCAUGCGUUCUCAAUUCUGUCUGUAUUAACACUUUGGGAACCUAUCGCUGUGGGCCUUGCAAACCAGGGUACAUUGGUGAUCAGACAAGGGGAUGCAAACCUGAAAGAAGCUGUAGAAAUCCAGAGCUGAAUCCUUGCAGUGUGAAUGCACAGUGCAUCGAAGAAAGGCAGGGGGAUGUGAUCUGUGUGUGUGGAGUUGGCUGGGCUGGAGAUGGCUAUGUCUGUGGAAAGGAUGUGGACAUUGACAGCUACCCUGACGAAGAGCUGCUGUGCUCUGCCAGGAACUGCAAAAAGGACAACUGCAAGUAUGUGCCCAAUUCUGGUCAAGAAGAUGCAGACAGAGAUGGCAUUGGGGAUGCAUGUGACGAGGAUGCCGACGGAGACGGGAUCUUGAACGAGCAGGACAACUGUGUCCUGACUCACAAUGUGGACCAGAGGAACAGUGAUAGAGACAUCUUUGGGGAUGCCUGUGAUAACUGCCUGAAUGUCUUAAAUAAUGACCAAAAGGACACAGACGGGGAUGGGAAAGGAGAUGCCUGUGAUGAUGACAUGGAUGGAGAUGGAAUAAAGAACAUUUUGGACAACUGCCCAAAAGUUCCUAAUCGUGACCAAUGGGACAAGGAUGGUGAUGGUGUGGGGGAUGCCUGUGACAGUUGUCCUGAUAUCAGCAACCCUAACCAGUCCGAUGUGGAUAAUGACCUGAUUGGGGACUCCUGUGACACCAAUCAAGACAGUGAUGGAGAUGGGCACCAGGAUAGCACAGACAACUGCCCCACCGUCAUCAACAGUGCCCAGCUGGACACUGAUAAGGACGGAAUUGGUGAUGAAUGUGAUGACGAUGAUGACAAUGAUGGCAUCCCAGACCUGGUGCCCCCUGGACCUGACAACUGCCGGCUGGUCCCCAACCCAGCCCAGGAGGAUAGCAACAGUGAUGGGGUGGGAGACAUCUGUGAGUCUGACUUUGACCAGGACCAGGUCAUUGAUCGGAUUGACGUCUGCCCGGAGAAUGCGGAGGUCACCCUUACCGACUUCAGAGCCUACCAGACUGUGGUCCUGGAUCCUGAAGGGGAUGCCCAGAUCGAUCCCAAUUGGGUGGUUCUGAACCAGGGCAUGGAGAUUGUGCAGACCAUGAACAGCGAUCCUGGCCUGGCAGUGGGGUACACAGCUUUUAAUGGAGUCGACUUCGAAGGGACCUUCCAUGUAAAUACCCAGACAGAUGAUGACUAUGCAGGCUUUAUCUUCGGCUACCAAGAUAGCUCCAGCUUCUAUGUUGUCAUGUGGAAGCAGACAGAGCAGACAUAUUGGCAGGCCACCCCGUUCCGAGCAGUUGCAGAACCUGGCAUUCAGCUCAAGGCUGUGAAGUCUAAGACAGGUCCAGGGGAGCAUCUCCGGAACUCGCUGUGGCACACAGGGGACACCAGCGACCAGGUUAGGCUGCUGUGGAAGGACUCCAGGAAUGUGGGCUGGAAGGACAAGGUGUCCUACCGCUGGUUCCUGCAGCACCGGCCCCAGGUGGGCUAUAUAAGGGUGCGAUUUUAUGAAGGCUCUGAGCUGGUGGCAGAUUCUGGAGUCACCAUAGACACCACAAUGCGUGGAGGUCGACUUGGCGUUUUCUGCUUCUCUCAAGAAAAUAUCAUCUGGUCCAACCUGAAGUAUCGCUGCAAUGAUACCAUCCCUGAAGACUUCCAAGAGUUUCAAACUCAGAAUUUUGAUCGCUUGGAUAAUUAAACCAGGGAAGCAAUCUGUAACUGCUUUCUCAAACACCCCAAACCAUGUAUUUUUUAACUUCCCAUAACUUUCUUUAUACACACCGUGGCUUUCUUUUACAGCCCAAAUAUAUUAAAACUUUUUAUAUGAGUGUGGUAAUAAAAGAGAAGAGAGAAUUUUUAAAA
Messenger RNA from Carlito syrichta (Philippine tarsier), 2754 nucleotides. It is a transcript of the gene THBS4, whose product is annotated as thrombospondin 4. The record is from RefSeq and is a predicted model, not a curated record. Gene Ontology annotation, molecular function: calcium ion binding. Gene Ontology annotation, biological process: cell adhesion. Gene Ontology annotation, cellular component: extracellular region. The transcript is spliced from 20 exons. The coding region runs from base 383 to 2590 and encodes 735 amino acids. Lineage: Eukaryota; Metazoa; Chordata; Mammalia; Primates; Tarsiidae.